AUGUACUUCGACAAGGCAUCUGACAUCUGGAAAGCCUUGAACAAGAGGUACGCACAGUCUGAUUCCCAUAGAAUCUCAGAAAUCCAGAAUGAGAUCUUUAGAAAUGUUCAAGGCAGUAUGUCAGUGAAUGAGUAUUUCACUAAGUGUAAUGCAUUGUGGCAACAGAUGAAUGCAUUAAGGCCCUUACUUCUGUGUGAAUGUACACCUAAGUGUUCCUGUACACUUAUGGCUAGAAUGCAGAAAGAAAGAGAAGAUGAUCAAGUAAUUAGGUUCCUAGAGGGACUAAAUGAUGAGUAUGAGACCAUUAAAUCAGGAGUUCUUAUAAUGGACCCAAUGCCUGACAUGGAGAAAGUCCUAAACAUGACUCUGAAAGUGGAAAGAAAAUUCAGAAACUUUAUAUCUCAGAAGCGUAGUGAGUUUGUACAGUCUAAUGCCAUUCAAAAUAACCAAACCAACUCUGAGGAAGAACAGUCUGUUGUAGCUGUUUCAGCUUCCAAUGGAAGAAGAAAAUUUAACAAUAAUGGAGGGAAAAAUGUUCCCAAGUGCACCUUCUGUGGGAUGCUUGGUCACACAAUUGAAAAGUGCUACAAGAAGCAUGGAUAUCCACCUAGUUGGGUUGCAGUCUAUAAAUCCAAAAAUAAGCAAGUACAAGAAGUGCAGCAACUGUCUAACACCUCUGUGAACCAGGUGGGAGAUAUUGGAUUGUCCAAUGACCAGUUUCAGAGGUUAUUAUCCCUUCUGCAAGGCCAGAAUAAGGGAAGUCAGGGCUCAUCCAAUGCUGCUGUGUCAAUGACUAAUCCUGGAUUGAGAUCAGAUUUCAGAAACUCAACAAAUAAUUCCACUGAAGGCAUGUUUAUCUCUCACUCUCAUACUGUUAAUGCCAUUUUGGAUUCACCUACUGUUUGGAUAUUGGAUUCAGGAGCCACAGAUCACAUAACUUGCUCUAUGGAAUACUUUGAGGAUUCUCAAAGAGUCCUAGGAAUCUUUGUCAAAUUGCCUAAUGGAAAUGUAGUGGGGGUCACACACAUUGGACAGAUUAAGCUUAGCAAUCACAUAGCCCUCAAGAAUGUUUUAUACAUUCCUUCAUUCACCUUCAACAUUAUAUAUGUCAGCAGGUUAGCUAAACAUUUUGGUUUCAAAGUUGUUUUAGAUGCUGACUCUUGUGCUAUUCAGGGGAAUCAUGGAAUGAUGGAUGGUUUUGCUAUAGAAGAGAAUGAGCUGUAUCUGAUCAAUAGUCCCCCAAUCAAGAAGGGUUCACAACAUUUUGAUAAUAAUUGUGCCAAAGUCAAGGUUGUGAGGUCAAACAAUGGGACUGAGUUUAUGAUGAGUGCCUUCUACAAUGACAAAGGAAUCACUCACCAAAAAUCUUGUGCAUAUACCCCCCAAAAAAAUGGGGUGGCAGAGAGAAAACAUCAACACAUUUUGAAUGUUGCAAGGUCCCUGAGUUUUCAGUCUGGAUUACCUGUUCAAUUCUGGGGUCAUUGUGUCAUCCAUGCCUCCUAUUUAAUCAAUAGAUUGCCCAUUAAGAUCCUUAAUGGCAGGUCUCCUUUGAAGGUCCUUACAGGAAAUGAUGUGGACUAUAAUCAAUUAAUAGCUUUUGGAUGUUUGUGUUUUGGUGCAACUGUCUCAAAGGGGAGAAACAAAAUGCAAUCUAGGGCAAGGAAAUGCAUCUUCUUGGGGUAUCCAGCUAAUGUCAAAGGUUAUGUCAUAUAUGACAUUAAUAAUAAGUCUGUCUUUGUUUCCAGGGAUGUCAAAUUUUAUGAGGAAAAUUAUCCUUUCAAACAGCAGUGCUCAGUAGAAAAUGUGGUUGGUGCUCAUAAUCCCUCUUUACCUAAUAUUCCUAUAUCUGACAGAACAAGCUAUGACUCCUCAGAAACCAUACAAAGAGUUGACUCUGAGGAUAUUGAUAGAAGUCUUGAUAAUGAGAGAUAUGUCAUUGAAGAAAGUGAACAUGGCAGUGAAAUAAUUGGUGAUACACAUGUUCACAAUGAAGGCCAGCUCAAUGAUGCAGAUAUGGUCAUUGAUAUACAUCUGGACAAUGAUGUACCUGAAAUAAAUGAUGAAGACAUGGCAGAUGAUAAUGAUCCACCAAGGAAUUGUACUGAUCAGCCUAGAAGGUCAGCAAGAACUAAGAAUAUCCCUGUCAGAUUGAAUGAUUACCACUACCAAUCCAUGAUGAGAACAUCCCCUCAUCAAAUCAGCAAAUUCAUUUCCUUUGAUAGUUUUGUGUCCUCUAUUACAUCCACUCAAGAGCCACAAACCUAUCAUGAAGCAGAAAAACACCAAGUAUGGAGAGAAGCUAUGGAAUCUGAGAUAGAAGCCCUUGUCCAGAACAAUACAUGGACUCUAACAGAUUUACCAAAGGGAAAGUCACAAAUUGGUUGUAGAUGGGUCUAUAAAGUGAAACACAAAGCUGAUGGUUCCAUAGAGAGAUAUAAGGUCAGAUUAGUUGUAAAGGGAUACACUCAGCAACUUGGGGUAGACUACAUUGAGACUUUCUCACCUGUGGCAAGGAUGACCACCAUUAAAACUUUCUUGGCCUUAGCUAUUUCCAGAGGAUGGGACAUUCAACAGCUUGACAUUAAUAAUGAUUUUCUUCAUGGAGAUUUAAAGGAAGAAGUUUACAUGGUCUUACCUCCUGGAUUCAAGUGUGACAAGCCAAAUCAAGUCUGCAAGUUACUAAGAUCAUUGUAUGGCUUAAAACAGGCUAGCAGGCAGUGGAAUGCUAAAUUGACAGGAGCUCUUCUUCAUUAUGGUUUUCACCAAUCAACAGCUGAUCCUUCCCUCUUUACCAAGACUACAAACACAUCAUUCACUGCUUUGCUUGUAUAUGUAGAUGAUGUCCUUGUUGCAGGAAAUGAUUCUGGUCAGAUAAGAGAGUUAAAACACCUGGUUGAUGAUGCCUUCAAAAUCAAGGAUCUUGGACCGCUAAACUAUUUUUUGGGAAUUGAAGCCCUAAGAACUCCUACUGGCAUAGAUGGACAGUUUGUAAGCAUAGAUGGACAGGAUGGUAUGAAGCUCAUUUGUGGGAUAAUAGUUGCAGGAGGGAAGGAUCUGAUAAUCACUAAUAGUGUAUCUGGGUGGAUAGAACUAUACAAGGAGGAUAAAGCAGCUAGGGUUUAUGAUCUUGCUGCAUUAAAAUACUGGGGAACUUCUACAACUAUUAAUUUCCCAAUCAGUAACUAUGAGAAAGAAGUGGAGGAGAUGAAACACAUGACUAGACAAGAAUUUGUAGCUGCAAUCAGAAGAUUUGUCACUCGCACCAGAAUUCAUGGUGACGAUAACGCCGCCGUGGUCGUCGGCGACUGGCGGCGGUCCGGUAGCUGA
Ipomoea nil (Japanese morning glory) is the source of this 3327-nucleotide messenger RNA. RefSeq lists its product as uncharacterized. NCBI's taxonomy places the organism in Eukaryota, Viridiplantae, Streptophyta, Magnoliopsida, Solanales, Convolvulaceae. The record is from RefSeq and is a predicted model, not a curated record. Bases 1 to 3327 code for a protein of 1108 amino acids. Gene Ontology annotation, biological process: DNA integration; regulation of DNA-templated transcription. Gene Ontology annotation, molecular function: DNA-binding transcription factor activity; nucleic acid binding. The transcript is spliced from 7 exons.